ACUCGUGAGCAGAGUUCCUUGUGGCUCGGCAUCCCGGGUGCCUCAGACAUCAUGCCGCGCUCUUUCCUCGUCAGGAAGCCCACUGACCCCAACCGCAAGCCCAACUACAGCGAGCUGCAAGAUUCCUCUCCGGAGCUUACCUUCCAGCAGCCCUAUGACCAGGCCCACCUGCUAGCAGCCAUCCCGCCCCCGGAGGUGCUCAACCCCACAGCCUCUCUGCCCACGCUCAUCUGGGAUUCUGUCCUGGUGCCUCUGACUCAGCCCCUCCGCCCGGCCUCCCUGCAGCCGCUCCACCCGGCCUCUCUGCAGCCCCAGGAGAGCCCGAGCCCCAAGGCAGCAGAGCUGACUUCGCUGUCUGAUGAGGACAGUGGGAAAGGCUCCCAGCCUCCCAGCCCACCCUCGCCAGCUCCUUCAUCCUUCUCCUCCGCCUCGACCUCUUCCCUGGAGGCCGAGGCCUGUGCUGCUUUCCCAGGCCUGGGCCAACUGCCCAAGCAGCUGGCUGGGCUCUCUAUGGCCAAGGACCUCCAGUGUCGCAAGGCCUUCAACUGCAAAUACUGCAACAAGGAAUACCUCAGCCUGGGCGCCCUCAAGAUGCACAUCCGGAGCCACACCCUGCCCUGUGUCUGUGCCACCUGCGGGAAGGCUUUCUCCCGGCCCUGGCUGCUGCAGGGCCACGUCCGGACCCACACCGGAGAGAAGCCCUUCUCCUGCUCCCACUGCAGCCGCGCCUUUGCCGACCGCUCCAACCUGCGAGCCCACCUGCAGACCCACUCGGACGUGAAGAAGUACCGCUGCAAGACGUGCUCCCGCACCUUCUCCCGCAUGUCCCUGCUGCACAAGCACCAGGAAUCCGGCUGUUCGGGGGGUCCCCACUGACCUCCCACCUCCCGGCACUCCCCACUGCCCCCCAAUUCCAGAAGGAAGGAGCCCAUCCUCCUGCUCCCAUGGGACUCCCUUCCGAAAACCAAUAGGCUACAUCCGGCAUACACUCAGGACUUUGGUGAAGCCGCCUUCUGAUCUGUUCUCUCCACUUAGGGGCCUAAGGGGGGCACCGAGAAGCAUUCGGUGCCCGCUGCCUGUGUCCUCCUCCUGGCGGCCGUGUGGGGCGCAACAGGAGCAUUCUUGUGCAGGCCUCUGUGGCUUGUGUAUCCAGAGCUGUUUGGAUACAGCAGCUUUUCAUUGCUGGACAGAAGCUGACUGCCUGCCUGCCUGGGAGCUCCCAGCCCACUCAGGGGACCCCACACCCCUACCUCCAUCUUCCCCAAGGAGCCCUCAGGCCACCUUCCUCAAGGUGUGACUGACUAUGCAAUAGCCCACUCCGGGUGCGUCCUCCGCCUCUGGGGCAGUUUCGGGACACGAGGACAGACGUGUCUAGACCUCCAGAUGCCCCUGGGCCUGGGCAGCUAUUUCAGCCUGUUUGUCAUGGUGACACCUGUCUCAUGGGCAAUUUAACAGUGUCUCAAAAGGGACUGUGAGUAAUGGCCAUCACUUGUCAGGGGCCAAGUGGGGGUACUUCAGCCUGACCAAUGUGUCUCCCAGAACUAUUUUGGGGGCCCAACAGGUGGGCCUGGGAGGAAGAUGUUUACAUUUUUAAAGGUACACUGGUAUUUAUAUUUCAAGCAACAUUUUCUAUAAGGGAACAUUUUGUAUAGCUAUAUGUACAGUUUAUUGAUAUUCAAUAAA
Molecule: messenger RNA, 1683 nt
Organism: Octodon degus (degu)
Lineage: Eukaryota; Metazoa; Chordata; Mammalia; Rodentia; Octodontidae
Gene: Snai1
Product: snail family transcriptional repressor 1
Exons: 3
Coding region: 52-876 (274 amino acids)
Biological process (GO): regulation of DNA-templated transcription
Molecular function (GO): RNA polymerase II cis-regulatory region sequence-specific DNA binding; DNA-binding transcription factor activity, RNA polymerase II-specific
Source: RefSeq, a predicted model, not a curated record